AUGGAGCCUGAGGAGCACAAGGACCUGGAAACAGUCGUCCGCGACGCUCGGAAGGCGAAGAAGGCUGCUCGCGAGAGUGAGGCAGUGCAAGGUGGGGACGUCGAGGCGUCUGCAGUUCAAGAUCAGCCUGCUGCUGGAUCGCAAACACAGGAGGAAGAAGUUUCCCAUGAAUUCCAAGGUUCGACGGAGCACACCCGCGAGGGUGGUGCUCAGGCGUCUGAGGGAGGCGCCAAUGCGGUUGAGCCCCCGGCGGCGGAUCGAGUUUCGGACUCUCCGCAGCCGGAACAAGAAGAGGAGACUGCCAAGGAUGUGCCGGUCAACGUUAAGACUGAAGUGAUCGAGAUCGAGGAGUCGGAUGCCGAAGAGAGUUCAGCGCUUGAGGAUGCGGAUGUGUCUUCACGCUCGCCGCAGAGUUCGUCGAACCAAGCUCCGUCAUCGUCGCAGAGUCAAGCCCCUGAACCCGAAGUGUUACCGCGAGACGAUGCUUUAAACCCGGUUCCAGCACCUCAAAGUCUGAACGCAGAUGUGCGUCCAAGCUUGGGCGCGGGUGCUGAAACGGCUGACACGACUCAGCUCGAUGAGACGGCGGCGAAGAACUUUGUGGCACGCCAAGUGUAUCGCUGGGAGCAGAUGCGUUCAGGACGCGUCGUUCCGCCCUCAGUGGAGUAUGCUUGGCCGAAUCCGCGGCCAGACUUCUCGGCCUGGCAGGAGGCCACAAUGGCUACAUCAGACUACUUGCGACGUCGAAUGGCUCUGGAGAAUCGAGAUGCGGCUUGGAUCGCUGAGCUGCGUCCUGAACGCAGAGUGUUGGGCAUCGCUCAAGACCUGACCGCAGUUGCCAUCCCGCCGAGCAUGAUGUCUUCGCGUGAGUGUGCGGCAGUGUUGGAGACUCUCCUCUUUGAAGCUGGUUUUGAAUUCGUCAACGCGGUUCCAGACUGGUUCAUGACGCAUGCGUCCAAGAUCAACCCUGGAUAUAUGCGUUCAGUCGUGGAAGAGGUUCAGCAACUCCUGACUAUCGAGCUCAUCGAGUGGAAGCAGCUCACGGCUGGAGUGUCGUUCAAGGUCGUUCCAGCCUCGGAUACAAAACCUGCGUUCAAGGAAGAGAAGACACAAGACGCUCAAGCUGUGAAUGCCCGCGAGGGUCACCGCAAUCCCAAGCGCCCGCAGUAUCGGCCAGCUCGUCCGUUGAGUGUGUCGACUCCGUCUGUUCACUCGCUGGUCCCCUCGACCGACGUGAGCCUGAACGCAGAUGCCCGAGCCAUGAGCGUUCAAGGUUCGACCCUAAACGCAUCAUCGAGUGGCAUCUCAGACUCCGUUCCAAGCUUGAUCGGCCCGUCGGGGACUUCGAACGACUCGACGUACGCGACCUCCUUUCACACGCAGACAUCUCGGGACAGCUCGUCGUCGUCUUCGCUGAUGUCUCUGGGCCACAGUGCUUCAACGCAUAUGCGUCCAGGCCUGGUCAUGAGCGUUCAGGCAGGUGGAGCCUUGGCCGCAGCGCCCGACAUGGGCAUGUUCGUGACCAAGCCUGUUAUCCCUGCUCGCCGUACGCUGCCAGACCAGGACGACGUCGACAUGGCUGAGGUCGCAAGUGCUGAAACGCGAAGUAGCAGAACUGCGUCCAGGCGUCGGUCGUCCAAGGCGAAACCUGCGGUCAAGCAGGAGAAACUUGAACUUGCGCCGAGCGAGUCGGGGCUGACCUCGGAAGGCCUCCAGCAUUCGUCCAGAAGAUCGCGUCAUGAUCGUUCAGUGAGAACCCGGUCCAGCCGGACCAGUCGAUCUCUGCGUUCAGGCUCUCGGUCUUCGUCGGCGUCGUCCGGAGCUGCACAAGUGGCCUUGAACGUCAUGCGCCAACUUCAGGAACAGCAAGCAGCGUUCCAGACUCAGCUCAGUCAAGCUCAGCUGGACAUGCAACUGGAGAUGCAGCCCUACUCCGGCCCAGUUGAACCCGCGGACUAUGCGGCAGUGCACGAAGACCACCUCUUGCGCGCGCGUUCAGACGUCGCUGAAGUGGCGACCAAGCUCGCGAAGCAGCAGUACGAAGCGGACCGGGAGGACCUUGAGCGCCGCUGGAAGGGACGCCUGAACGCAGCCGAGGCCAAGCUUCAACGCGCUGAGGCUGAAAGCGCCAGCGCCGAAGCGGAGCGCGCUCGCCGCGCUGAAGAAGUCGACGGUGAGAUGAAGAAGCGCUUGGACUCCGUGCAGCAGACGAUUCGGAACGUACCCUUCGAGCGGAAGCGAGAACCAACGGAACGGGAGCUCGAACGCGACACUGCGCUGAACCGCCAGAAGUUCCUGGCCGACCAGAUCCGCGAACUGCGUGCAACCCUUUCCCAGGUUCAAGCUGUUCGUGCAGCUACGGCCCCUCAUCCCGCAACCGGAAUCAAGACUGAAACGUCGGCUGUCCCUCAAUCGACAACCUUGAAUCAAGUAUCCAGUGGUGCAAUCAAUGAUGGCGUGGCACCAGGUACCGGCUGUGUGCACUCAAAGAACACGACCGAAGUCGGUGCUGCCCAGCUACGUGCGACCGUGGGUACGAGUCUGCCGAAGAAGGAAGCUGCUGCAAGUUCCCAAGGGAUGGAAACUGUGACGACGUCGAAGAGCUCUGCAUCCAAGUCGGGAUCUGCGGCCAAGGGUUCAGCGUCAUCUGCGGCCAAGAAAAGUGCGGCCAAGAAAUCUGCGUCCAGAAGAUCCUCUUCCCGGAAGGGUAGCAAGGAGGACGCAGACCCGCCGUCUUCUGACCCAGAUGACUCCGACUCAAGCUCAUCAGACUCCAGCGGUGACGAUUCAAGCUCCUGUGACUACAGCAGCCGUUCCAGCGACGACUUCGACCUGGACCUGAGACGACCAAGGAAGACACGACCGUUUGGACGUAUCCACCGUACAUCAACUACAAUGCGGUUGAGAAGUUCAGCGAGUAUGCGUCCGUGGAAGAUCGCGUUGGCACAACUGGAUGAAGCUGUCUCGUUGUUCAUGGUCAUGUACUGCCGUACGACUGGUUCCUACUCUGAGCGCUACUACACCAUGAAAGUGCGUUCAGGCAAGACUCCACGCAAGUUCUUCUACCGGCGGAACGCAGCUGCGGUCAAGGCUGGGAUUGAGUUCUAG
This is a messenger RNA of Phytophthora sojae, 3108 nucleotides long. RefSeq lists its product as hypothetical. The transcript has 5 exons. Lineage: Eukaryota; Oomycota; Peronosporomycetes; Peronosporales; Peronosporaceae. The record is from RefSeq and is a predicted model, not a curated record. Bases 1 to 3108 code for a protein of 1035 amino acids.